AUGUCCGCCGCACGCUUUGUCCCCGUUGUCCGAUCUCGAAUGAUCACUACUGCCCCGGCGUCAGUGACCCUGCGAUCUCUCUCGACUACCGCCAGACUGGAGAAGGGCCCCGUGGAUGCUACCAAGGAUACCCUCAAGGCAGCCGACCGGGUUGUUUCCGACGCAGCAGUCAAGGGUAUUGAUCUCGGCAGAGAGGCUACCGAGAAGGUCAAGAAGACCGUCGGCACCACCAGUGCAGAGGCCGAGGCAAAGGCCCAAGAAGUGAAGGGUGAUGCUCACGAGGUCUUGGGCAAGGGCAAGGGUCAGGCUGAGGAGCUCGCCGGGAAAGCCAAGGGAAAGGCACACGAGGUGGAGGGCAAGGCCAAGGAGGCCAAGCGGGAGCAUCUGGGUUGA
Penicillium brasilianum is the source of this 393-nucleotide messenger RNA. The record is from the annotation of a GenBank genome assembly. NCBI's taxonomy places the organism in Eukaryota, Fungi, Ascomycota, Eurotiomycetes, Eurotiales, Aspergillaceae.